Molecule: messenger RNA, 2730 nt
Organism: Puccinia triticina
Lineage: Eukaryota; Fungi; Basidiomycota; Pucciniomycetes; Pucciniales; Pucciniaceae
Exons: 5
Coding region: 1-2730 (909 amino acids)
Biological process (GO): mitochondria-nucleus signaling pathway; regulation of nitrogen utilization; negative regulation of transcription by RNA polymerase II
Cellular component (GO): cytoplasm
Source: RefSeq, a predicted model, not a curated record
AUGAGUGGCCAAGUGGAAGUCAAGCUGAAGCUCACCAACCUCGGACUGGGCACACUCUGGCUGGGAUUCUCCAAGGCGAAGCCCAUCAUCGAGGAUGGCCAUCGACUCGAAAACCUCAGCUGGAGACUCUGGCAGCGAGAACUCAGCAGCCAGCCCAGCCACAAAACCACCACGACCACCCUCAUCCACGCCAUCAUCCAGCCCAGCCCACUGACCACCAGGCCAGCCAGCAGAACCCUCCAGCUGCCCCCGCGCAUCAUCAGCAUCGCACCCACCCCGCCCACAGCCUCGCCCGCAAUCACCGCACCCACCAGCCCCAUCAGCCUGCCGUCCCAGCUCAUCAGCCCAGCCCACCCACAGCCACACCACCUCCUGCUCUCCCCCUACCCCCUCCAGCACGCACACGACCACGACCACGAGCACGAGCAGGAGCAGGAGCAGCACUACUUCGACCAGCGACCAGCCAUGGCCCAGCGACUCAGCAGCGGCUCAACCACCUCCAGCAGCCUCGCCCUCAAGAGCAUCGCCACCUCCCCCUCCAUCCAGGCAGCCCCAGAGAACCAGCCGAGGAAACUGCCCUCAGCCACCAGGCACCCAAACACCCUCCAGCGACGGGCCACCUCAACCGCCGGCUUCAAACACAAGCGCCGCCCGCCAUCCGCACCCCGGGGCCACUCCUCCCACCAAUCCACAUCCCGCUCAGCCAGCCCCCGUCUCACCCAACCCAGCAAACUGCCACUAGCAUCAACAACCGAACAACAACAACCCCAACACGCACACCACAACGCCAACGACUACUACUCAGCCUCCCCCGCAUCCUCCCCCGAACACUCCCAAGACUUCGCCAAGCCACUCCAGCCAAGCCUGCCCGCCAACCCAGCCAGCCAGACCACUCAUCAGCAGCAGUCCAAAUCCCCCCACGACCCCGACUCACAAACGACCCUGAGCGCCGGCUAUAGCUCCUCGGCCAGCCUCCCAAGCCUCCUCUCGCCGAUCAUACCCGAGACCCCUAACAACUCGCAAGUCUCAGCACCCUUCCAUGUCACUACUGCCGACCAGCCGGGUGGCAUCCCAGACUCACUAGCCUCCUCCCACACAACCGCACGCUCCUCCGCCUUCAUGCCCGACGCCCCGCCCCCAACCCCCUCUCAGAACGGCGCACCACUCCCGACGACCAUGUCCGUCGGCCUCAAAAACAAGGCAAAACUCAUCCAGCCUCCCACCCUCCCGCCCAUCAACACCUCCUCCACCGCCGCCCCAAAGAAGAAGGCCAAGUUCUUCAUCAAAGAGUACGAGCCAGAUGAUGACAGUAAUAAGCCUUUCUCCCCUACAUCCUUCCCCCCCGUCACUCAAAUAGCCCAGGGUUUCACUCGAACCACCACACCCCCAUCAGCUGAGCUCGGCUCAGCUGAGAAACAAGACAAAAAGACGAUCCAAGCGACAGUCGAAGAGGAAGAAGAAGGCUCGGAUUCGGAUGAAUGGGGAUCCGAGUAUUCGGACGAUGAGACCAAGGAGAACGAAUCACGAGCACUAGAGCAAGAGCUCGAGAAGAAACGGAAGCAGGAAGAGUAUCACCGGCAGCUGUUUGCCAAGAAGCAUUUCGUCCAACGCAACCGAUCCCACGAUGGAACGGAGGACCAGCCAGCGCCGAUCCGCCGCGCCGGUCUCUCGAUGCUCUUCCAUCCCGAGCUCAACCAUCUCCAGCACCAUCCCACCUCCUCCUCGUCGGGAGGAGCCCGCCAGCCGGGGGAGCCCAUCGGGGGCCCGUUACGGAACCAGUCUGCGAUCGAGCUUCGUCGGGCGGGCUCGUCGUCCUCGCGGAAGCCGCCGGGGGAUACUGAGGGACAACAACACAGCCGGGCGUCGAUCGUCGGGCCGAUUGCCCGGCCCUGCUCGCUGAUCAAGUCCAAGUCCUCGGUCGCCGUGCCGGUGCUUGCCGGGCAAGACCCCCCCGUGAUGAUCGAGCGGUCGCCCUCGAGCAUCUCGGGCCACUCCUCGUUGCGCCACCGGCCGCCGACUCGACGGAACAGCGCCGCGCCCACCGCCGGGCCGACCACCACGACCACCACGACCACUGCCACACAGCCGCCGCCUCGGAGCCUGCCGCAUCCGGCCCACCAGAGACACCCGUCCCGGCUGGCGGGCAAGCCGGCGAACGUCGAGUACUCGGACGACUCGGAGGAUGAGGAGUCGGAGGAGGAGUCAGAGUCGGAGGAGGUCGAAGAGGGCCGGGUGGGGAAGGGCGGUCGAGCGGAGCAGGAGCGCCGGCUGGCCCGCCGCACCGGCACCCACACCGAGCCCAUCGCUCUCCAUCCCCUCGCCGGCAUCUCCACCCAAGCCGCCAGAAACAUGCUCGCGAACGAGAUGACUGAGAGCGUGCGGAGGAACUUGCUCUGGGAACGCCAGAUCCAGGCCCUCGCCCUCGGCGUCCUCCCCGCGAGACUCGACCCUGCUACUCAUGCUGACCCCGCGCCCCUUCCUCCUGCCCCCUCCUCCUCGAAAACACUGCCGCAUUGUAGCCGCCAUGCGGCCACGUCGACUACGGACACGUCUAGUACUGCCACCGUUGUCGGCCCCGACGCGGGUCCGAAUCCAAACACUACUUCUACAAAUCCUGCUACCACGACGACGACCAAUCCUCAGUUCAAGAAAACUCAUCUCGCAAGCCUCACCAAUAAUAAUAAAGAGUAUCGUAACUUCUCUAAGGGCUUUCAUCGCACCGGAUGGUAA